This is a messenger RNA of Colossoma macropomum (tambaqui), 891 nucleotides long. RefSeq names its product transmembrane protein 11 (gene tmem11). Gene Ontology annotation, biological process: inner mitochondrial membrane organization. Bases 140 to 703 code for a protein of 187 amino acids. Gene Ontology annotation, cellular component: mitochondrial inner membrane. The transcript has 2 exons. The record is from RefSeq and is a predicted model, not a curated record. Lineage: Eukaryota; Metazoa; Chordata; Actinopteri; Characiformes; Serrasalmidae.
GUGUUUCAUGGGAAGUGUAUUUCGGGGUGGUCGCGUUAACGCUUAGCCAUUCUAGAACGCGGGGAACCUUUAAACUACAUUACCCAUAUCGCACUACCGCAAUUUUUUUACGUCAACAACAACGCACUCGUACUCCAAGAUGGCGUCGUUGGGAAGGAGGCGCGGUGUCCCAGUGAACAGGGAGAGGGGAGUGAUGGCGGCAGCGGAGUGUUACAUCGUUCACGAGAUCUACAACGGUGAGAACGCGCAGGAGCAGUUUGAGUAUGAGCUGGAGCAGGCGCUAGAGGCGCAGUACCGCUACAUCGUGAUCGAACCCACGCGCAUCGGUGAUGAGACGGCCCGCUGGGUGGCCGUGGGGAACUGCCUGCACAAGACGGCCGUGCUGGCUGGGGCCGCCUGCCUCCUGACGCCCCUGGCCCUCCCUGCUGACUACUCGCGCUACGUAGCGCUGCCGGCGGGGGCGCUGAGCCUGGCUUGCGCCGCCCUUUACGGCAUCUCCUGGCAGUUCGACCCGUGCUGCAAGUACCAGGUGGAGUACGACAGCCAGAAGCUGUCGCGGCUGCCGCUGCACACACUCACCUCUUCCACACCCGUGGUGCUGGUGCGGCGGGACGACGUGCACAGAAAGAGACUGCACAACACGAUAGCGCUGGCUGCCCUGGCUUACUGCGCCAAGAAGAUUUACGAACUGUACUCCGUAUGAGGCGCCGCUGCACAUACGCACACACAGACACAUACACACAAACACUGAUACGACAUUUCACACGCACACGCACAUACACAAUGGCUGGGGAGGUCAGAAGCACUACUAAAUACAAACACCUGCAGAUAAAAGCAAACAACAGAAAUAGGCAAACCGAUGCAUGAGUGGAGAGAGCGAUUGCAAGGAGC